Molecule: messenger RNA, 489 nt
Organism: Homarus americanus (American lobster)
Lineage: Eukaryota; Metazoa; Arthropoda; Malacostraca; Decapoda; Nephropidae
Product: zinc finger BED domain-containing protein 5-like
Exons: 1
Source: RefSeq, a predicted model, not a curated record
AUGAAAGGGAAGGAUGAUCUACUAAGUCACUUCAACGAGCAGCUAAACUGGCUGAAUCUCAAGCUACAAGGCAAGGAAAGAAAUGUGUUUCACCACAUGGAUUGUAUUCGUCCAUUUCAUGACAAACUCCAGAACUGGCAAAGGAAAGUCAGUGCAGGAAAUGUUGCCAUGUUUGAGAAUAUCUCAACUGUUCUUGACGAGAUUGAAGAGGAUCAUUUACUUGACCCAUCACUCAAAAAUGAAAUAAUUCAGCACUUGAAAUCCUUGGAAAGUGAGCUCAUAAGGUACUUCCCAGAAUUCGAGGAGGAAGAAGGGAAAUUGAUGAGGAAUCAUUUCUCUGGCACUCUUGAUAUUGCUGCCAUUUCCGACGAUGGUCAGGAUGAAUUCUUUGAUCUCAGGAACGAAUCUGCUGCGAGAGACCUCUAUGAAGAAAAAUCUCUGACUGUAUUCUGGUGCUCAAUUAUAAUUAUCAGUCAUAUUCAAAAGCUA